Cooperia oncophora is the source of this 318-nucleotide messenger RNA. Lineage: Eukaryota; Metazoa; Nematoda; Chromadorea; Rhabditida; Trichostrongylidae. The record is from the annotation of a GenBank genome assembly.
AUGCGAUGUCGAAAGAAUAAAAGCACAAACUUCGAACUUGGUGCUAUCACAGUGGACCCCGGCUCGACAGCGUAUAAUCCGCGACCACUGAUCGAGUACUGCAGAUCGCUGAAUAUUGACUAUUUCUACGAAGAGCAGGACAUAAUCGGAGCAGCAAGAAAGCUUAACACCGUACGAUCCAUCUGUGCCUUCUGCAGUCGUAUGAAACGAGGUCGACUAGCUGCAGCAGCUCAACUUCACGGUUGGAACGUGCUGGCAAUGGGCCAACAUCUGGAUGACGUCGCUGAAAGGUUUCGUGGCUGCCACAUUUUGAGAUGA